AUGGCUGCCGGGGGCGUUCUUUGGCCCCGGGGGUCGACAAAUGUUCGACGUCCGCCUGGACGACAGGUUGGUUUCGCGUCACCGCAACCAACUCCGUCCUCGUUUCCUGGACCAGCCGCAGUCCCAAACCCCGGCUUCUCUCUCUCUUUCCCAUUGCUGGUCCCUUCUGUGGGGCCUAUGUUGCUGCCCUCUCCUCAGUUAGUGGGGGAUCUUCCAGGAAAUGACCAGCAGCUGCCGGCUGCUAGCCCCGCGCCGCCGCCGCCUCCUCCAGACCUGGGGCAACCCCAGGACCUUCCCCGGGAUCCACUUCCCAGCCCCUCUUCGGUGCCGUCCCGGUUGGACGACGCGGACGUUCCCAUGCCGCUUGCCCAGCCCAUCAUCGCCUCGCAACCGCCACCACUUUGA
Messenger RNA from Schistocerca serialis cubense, 405 nucleotides. RefSeq names its product selenoprotein V-like. The transcript has a single exon. Lineage: Eukaryota; Metazoa; Arthropoda; Insecta; Orthoptera; Acrididae. The record is from RefSeq and is a predicted model, not a curated record. The coding region runs from base 1 to 405 and encodes 134 amino acids.